CCAACACACCUCUAAUUUCUAUACGCGACGCGACGAGACGAGGGAAGGCAAUUUUCGUGAAGUUGAAAAGCCCGUAAAAAAGUGCAAAAUAGUAACUAAAUUUAAGUGCAACGUGUAAAUAGAUAGAAAUCGGAUCGCGAUCAUAUUCCUAGCAGCGAUUAAUUCCAGAUUAUAAAGUGGAAAGUACGUGAAUAGGGCGAGAAAAGAAAACGCAAAAACGUGAGACUGUGUGCGUGCGAAGAGUUUUCCGUCUCCCUCGCACCAAAGUGGAGCGCACUCAAUUAUUUUGUGGAUGGAGUGGAACAACAACACCAAUAAUAAGAGCAACAAUAAAAACGACGUCACAGCAAUAGCAACAACAGCAAAUACAAAUGCAAGUGCAGAAAAUGUUGAGGAAAUCACAAAGAGAACGAAAAUCGAGAGAACAAUAGCGAAAGCGUUAGAAUGUAAUGCAAAUGCAAUCGAUGUAUUAAAAUUAAAUAGAGUACAAGUACAGCAAUUUCAUUGGAAAUUCAAAUUCGUGCGACAAAAGCGGACGAUUGCAGAAAUUUUCGAAACUUGGCAGCCAUAUUUACUACAAAAACAACGCCGUUGUAAAAAUACGUGACAAAACGCUUACACACACAUACACGCAGUCGGACACCCACACGCUCGCACAUAAAAGAGAGAGGGAGCGAGAGAGAGAGAGAGAGAGAGAAAGAGAGACGCGAACGUGAAUUAACAAACAAACAAAAAUAUUUUGCGAAAGGACAAACACAAAAUCAAUCCAACAAAGUGUAUUACAUAAGCAAACGGCGCAGAUAUCGAAAUAUUAUGGAAAUUGCACCACUGAUCAAUAACGCCGUCGCUGCCGUCACAGCCUCUGCCGCCGUCGCUGUCUCUGCCUCUGCCAACGUCACGCGCAGCAGCAGCAGCAAGGAGAAUGAUAACGUCAACAAUCUGGCGCUGCUCGCUUCGGUGACGUUACAAAAAGUGCUAAAUAUCAACAACAACAAUAACCAGCACUGCAAUAACAAAAACCGUAGCCACAGCAGCGAUAUCAAGCAAAGCGAGCAACAAAAACCACAGCAACCACAACGACGAUACCUCGAUAUUAAGAGCGAAUCCGAUGUAUUAAGCCAAUUGCUAAAAACUGGAGCAGUUUUCACCCCCACGCCCACAGCGCCCAUUGCCAUCGAGAGGAAGAAGCAGUCCCAGCAGCAGCAGCAACACCAAUAUGCACAACAGCAACAGCAACAUCAUCAUCAGCAGCAGCAAUGCAGCGCACAGAAGCAACGCCUCAACUCAUCCAUAUCAUCGACCCACUCAUCGACAUCAACGAACUCCUCCUACGGCAGCUCAUCCUCGGAAGAUGCUGCAGCUGCAUCUGCCACAUUAGCCACCACAACACCAAGAGCAAACACCACGAAGGCGUCCAGCAUUAAAUUGCCAGAGAAAUCGAAAAUUCCGUCCGAUAUACUUGAUGAUCUGGCCAGUCGGUUUAUAAUCAAUGUACCGGACAUGGAGCUAAAUAAUCUAAUUCGAAUGUGUUUUCAAAUCGAGCUGGCACACUGGUUCUAUUUGGAUUUUUUUUGUGCCCCCGAAACUGGCGAGGAUGGCGAGACCCCGAAGAGUGUCCAGCGAAAGCUGCCAACGGUGGGCAUCAAGCAGUUUGCCAUGCAGUUGUUCCAACACAUUCCCUUUCUGAACAAACACUUUGACACCGUGGAUCAAAUCCUCGACCAGUGGAAGAACUACAAGCUGUCGGUGCCCACAUAUGGAGCUAUUUUGGUGUCCGAGGAUCACAACCAUUGCUUGCUAGUGCAGUCCUAUUUUGCACGCAACUCCUGGGGAUUUCCUAAGGGCAAGAUCAACGAGAAUGAGGAUCCAGCUCAUUGCGCCACGAGAGAGGUCUAUGAGGAAACCGGGUUCGACAUUACGGACAUCAUCGAUGCCAACGACUACAUUGAGGCUUUUAUCAACUACCAGUACACGCGGCUGUACGUGGUGCGAAACAUACCGAUGGACACGCAGUUCGUGCCCCGCACCCGAAAUGAGAUCAAGUGCUGCGACUGGUUCCGCAUCGAUGCGCUGCCGGUGAACAAGAACGAUGCCAUAUCGAAGGCCAAGCUGGGCAAGAACUCCAAUUCAUUUUUCAUGAUCAUGCCGUUCGUGAAGCGCUUGAAGAAGUGGGUGAGCGAGCGGAAGGCUGGAAUUGAACCGCGUCGUCGCAAAUGCUCCGGCCAGCAAUCGCCAAAAGCGACCUCGCCCACCAACAUGAACGGGAGUUGCAAGAAGGACGUCGCCGGUGUGCGAAAUGAAUCACGACGUCAGAGACACAAGUCAAUGGGCGAUUUGGAUGGUGUCAAGUUAAAUAAUCUCAGUGGCAAGGUGGCAGCUGGACCAGGAGCGGGAUCGGCAGCUCCCGCCUCCGCCACCGCUGCCAUCAACUCCAUGAACAUUUGCAAUAGCAAUGGGAAACGCAAUAAACAAAACGCGGCUGCGGGCAGCAAUCAAACAACGCCACUAACAACAGCAAAAGCAGUGACGUCAAAUGGAGCCGUCGGAGGCGGCACAAUAUCCUCCAAGCGUCAACUGUUCCACAGCCAAAGUCAGAACGAUGCACAGCAAUCGGCAAGCAAUGAGAAGCAGAUUGUCAGCUCCUUUGAUUUAAUACGCAAGGAGAAGCAGCAACAACUUAAGGCAGCUAAGGCGCAGAAGCAACAGCAACAGCGAUUGCGCACCAAGUCCCAGAGUGAUAAGCAGUACAAUCCACAGCAGCCAGUGAAGAUCUUGGGACAACAGCAACCCACAACGGGCAUGGAUUUGAUAGCUAUGCUAUCGGCAGCGGCCGCAGCUCAAAAGACACCAAAGAAUGAGCAGCCAGCACAGCAGCAGCAGCAACCACGACCACGACCAGCUUCUGUGUCGCUUAACUUUGGAGCAGGAGGUGCCGCAGGUGCCACACCAUCUGCUCCGGACGCCCAGGACAUGCACAAGCUGCAGCGUAUGGCCUCGGGCACAAAUUUGAGAAUUUUGAAGCGAGCCCAAUCACAACAACCGCAGCAGUUGCAACUACAGCAGCAACAGCAGCAGUUGGGCGUUGACUUUACGCCAAAUUUCAAUUCGUGGACGAAUUUCUCCUUCACCAAGAACUUCAUAGCAAAUGUGUUUUGCUAAACUUCUCUUUGAGUCAAUAUCUUCCUUUCAAAAUUCUGAAUUAUUGCAUUUCCCAGCAAAAGACCAGGUUACCGGGGACACCGAAUAGUUUAGCAGGCUCUGUGGGCUUGACAGAACAGAAACUUUGGAGACUUGCUAGAAAAUGAAAGCAUGCCAACUGCAUUUAACAAGUUCAUUUGUUAUAAAACUAACACUACAACUACCAACACUAUAGACAACUAAUCAUGUCUAGUCCUAGGCUUUGGAGACUAUGUAUGAACGUAAAGUUUCCCGAUCUCUAAACUGGAGGUUUAACUUUUCCACACACAUAUUCUACGUUAGGGAACUGCAAGCAGCACACUUAAACUCAAAAAUUGAAUGCGAUCAAUUGAAUAAGACAUUUUUAAUACGAAAAAGAACAAGAUUUUCAUACCAAAAACCACAAGAAAAAGAAAAAUAACGAGAGUCUUCCGCUCAGCACAUGUAAAGUAAUAUUUUGUAAAAACACUACAAUCGCUGUUCGACUUUAAGACCCAAGUGAGACCGAACAGAUUGAGUAUAAUUAUGUUAGAAUCCUUCCUGUAUAAGCUAAAAAGUGUUUAUUGUGAGCCAAGUGAACCAAGCCUACUUCGAGCCGAGUGCUCGCCGUUUGAACGUAUUUUUAGACAAAACCAACAAACUAAAUCUAACUUAACUAAAGCGUAGCUUUAACCCGCCCCGAGUACAGAUCGUUGUGCUAAGAUUUCAAAGUCCAUCGUUGACUUUUUGCAAGGGCGACGAAACGCUUCUGCGGGGCGAGAAUUAAAUGAUAAACAAAUAAAGUUUCUGGGCCGUAUUACUUACUGCCCGCCCCCACCUAAGAAUGAUAGACGAGAGAGAUGUGUAAGAAAGAAUACAAAUAAUAACAAUGUAAAUAAUUAAAUUGUGAUAUAGUAUUUCUUAGCACAAUUGUGAUCUUAACAAACGGCUGGCAACUACAAAAACUUUUAUAAGCGAACCACAACACCAUUUUAAUCAAUCAAAAGGAAUGCCCCGCACACAAACUGUUCAAAAUUGAUACCCACUUUCCCACAAUCAGGGGCAAUAUCAGGCAUAUCUCAGCAGUAAAAUGUUUCGUCAAAAUAUUUUUGACAACUUGGGGAAAUGCGAAGCUAAAUAUGAGAAAACAAAACAUUUAACGAAUUUAAAUUAGUUUAAAAUUGAAUGCUUACAACGUCUUCAAUCAUAAAAAAUUUGUAUGAUAUACACGAAGAAAGGCAAAAGUAUAUGAGCGAUUUGUAAUUUAACGAAAACCAGAAGAGGAGUAUAUUUUUGUGAGCCAUUAGUGCGUAAGAAAGAGGAAGAGGAGCCUUUUAAGAAGUGUUAAGUCUUUUGAUAACUACGCGUAGAGGUCGUUGGGGUUCCCACCAGGCCGAGUUUCCUAUAAUUCGUAAGCAUGCCGCAACAUGUUAUCUAACUUCUCCAUCAAGCAUAGUCUCCAAUGUGUGAAACAGUUGCCUAUUAGCGUUUAUCUUUAGACUAAGCAAUGAUCAGCAAUGUCUCCAAGGUCAUAAUCCCAGAGCCUAUUAGUUUACAGCACUGAAAAUCAAAAGAAGUUUCCUGUAACUCGGUCUUUUGUGUACAAUUCGAUACUAGUUCUUUAAUCUUAACCACCAAAAACAAAACAAUUUGCAUUUGCUUUAAAUCUUUUACCAUUGACUUUUAAAGCUUUUUGAAAAGCCAUAUUAAUUUUUAUUUUAUAUGUUUACAUAACGAGCUGCAAAUUUGUUUUAAACAUUUCUCUUUUAAUUUGGAUUCGGAUUAUAUUUCAUUUUUAUCAAAAAACCUAUAGUUUAACCUUUUAUUUUUUGGAAACACUGCAAAAUCCGUUUCCAGCCGCCAUAGACAAAUGCCCAAGGGAAUUGACUAUAAUUUUGAUCAUUUUUGAUUUGUUACCUUCUUCCUUUAAUUCUAAAAAUAAACUUAAUUUCUUUGGACAUUUGUCUGGGCCAAGCAACAAACAAACAUCAAACUUAUUCAGCAAGCAAUGAAUAUCAAAUUACAAACAAGAACAGCAUUGUUAAAGCAGCAUGAAAACAACAAGGAAACCAAGAAUUAAAUAUUGUGAAAUUUUGUUGUACAAAAAUAAUCAAACACAAAAGCAAAGUCGAACAUUUUAAUUAUAAAACAGAGUCCAAUCAAACCGAUUACAUUUGAGGAAUUGCAAUCCUGUUUGACAAUUGACCCAAAUCCAACCCGAAAACAAUAUUAUAGUUUACAUUCAUCUUUGUGAAAACCAUAGACAUAGCGUUAAUUAACUUUAGUGAAGGGCUCCUGGAACAACAACCGACAACAUUAAGUUAAUUUAAGUGAACGUUGGAUGUGCGAGGACUUGAUAUACUGAAAUCUUGCCAACACCUGAAAGUCAUCACCGCCCGACGGUCCGAGUGAUCCGAAUACUCGCUCCAAGCUAAAUUUGCUAUGCAUUUUAACCAUUGUAUCCGAAAAUAAACCAAAAAGAAAUCUGCAAACACGUCCAAAACAAAAACUGAGGUAGUGUGUACACCAGAAUAGAUUUCCUGAAAAGAAAAUGGAUCCGACACGAAAUUUGAUCAAAACACUUCAAUAAUCCAAGUUAUUUAAUUAAGUAAUUAUAUUCUUGUGUACGCACCUCCUUCAAAAUCAUACGAUAUCAAAAAAAACAAUGUAGAAUUUAACGCCAAAACAACCAAAUACGAAAAACGAAGUUAACUCUCCAAUCAAGAACAAUUGUAACGUAAAAAGAUUACUAAAUAACUAAUUUGUGGCAAUAUAUAUUUCCAACAUUUUUUCCCCCAAAAUUCCGGCAAUAAAUUGAUGUACCAAGUUUUAA
Messenger RNA from Drosophila suzukii, 5989 nucleotides. It is a transcript of the gene DCP2, whose product is annotated as decapping protein 2. Gene Ontology annotation, biological process: nuclear-transcribed mRNA catabolic process, nonsense-mediated decay; deadenylation-dependent decapping of nuclear-transcribed mRNA. Lineage: Eukaryota; Metazoa; Arthropoda; Insecta; Diptera; Drosophilidae. The record is from RefSeq and is a predicted model, not a curated record. Gene Ontology annotation, molecular function: RNA binding; manganese ion binding; 5'-(N(7)-methylguanosine 5'-triphospho)-[mRNA] hydrolase activity. Gene Ontology annotation, cellular component: cytoplasm; P-body.